AUGAAGUAUAUCGGACUGCUUUUACUUGUGGCAUAUGCCACGGCAAACGAUAGUUGUAGAUGCUCGUUUUCAUUCCCGGGAGGUGGUGGUGCGAACUACGCUCAACGAACUAGAGUAGAUGCUCAGCAAUUGCGUAUAGGACGACUUGAACAACAAAUAGCCGACUUAUCAAAGAAGUAUGACGAUUCAAGCGACGACUAUAACUCCGCUGUUGAAACUCUAGAUUACCUCAAUGACAAAGUGGAGGAAGUCAGAGAGAAGCGUUGCCAAGAAGGAUCUGUUGAAUGCUUAGACAAUGGCGAAUGCAUUGACACUCUUUUAGUAUGUGACGGUGUGAAGGACUGUUCAGAUGGCUCCGAUGAAAAAUCCCUAGUUUGCAAUCUCCCAUUCGCGGUAGGAAAAACGUAUGGUGGAUACCUACUGAGUGGAAAUGAUUGCCUAAUAGGGGGAUUCAAAACCCAGGUGAAGGCUACAAUAACAUCGGUUAAAGUACUCCCAUAUUUUAAACAAAGACCUAAGAUCGGCGCAAGACUUUCAUACAGUUACAACGACAGGGGAACUGAGACAAGCGGGUCUUACAGACUAAGUGGUUACUAUAACGCUGCCACAGCCUCCCUCGUUUUGGACUCCGUAGAAGAUGAUGAAGACAUUGGCUUUGUUGCCAAAUUUGGCGCAUACAACAAUGACAAAGCUGUGGCUGAUUUCCAAAGAAUAGGAAGAGUUUCCAGGCCAUAUUAUCCUCAUCUACAAACAACAGUCAUCGCAGUUUCAAAUAUUAUCAUGGACUUAUCAUUUGUAAAUAACAUGAACACUAUAUAGAGGAAUCUCAAUAACCACAAACUUUCACAUCACAGUGGUUUGUAAAUAUGUACAUAUAAUAUUGUGCACACUUGGACUUGUAUUGUAUUAAAAUUAUUUACAUAACAAUAAAUUCAACAACAUA
Molecule: messenger RNA, 943 nt
Organism: Owenia fusiformis
Lineage: Eukaryota; Metazoa; Annelida; Polychaeta; Sabellida; Oweniidae
Source: the annotation of a GenBank genome assembly